This is a messenger RNA of Astyanax mexicanus (Mexican tetra), 2408 nucleotides long. It is a transcript of the gene chmp1b, whose product is annotated as charged multivesicular body protein 1B. Gene Ontology annotation, biological process: late endosome to vacuole transport; endosome transport via multivesicular body sorting pathway; protein transport. NCBI's taxonomy places the organism in Eukaryota, Metazoa, Chordata, Actinopteri, Characiformes, Acestrorhamphidae. The transcript is spliced from 8 exons. The record is from RefSeq and is a predicted model, not a curated record. Bases 140 to 739 code for a protein of 199 amino acids. Gene Ontology annotation, cellular component: ESCRT III complex; multivesicular body.
UGCGUCAGUCCUCCAGCUGCGCGGAGAAGACGGAAGUGAUCGCUGGGUUUGGGAGCGAGAGAAGAAACGGAGCAAAACAAACCCGAUUGAAGCGGUUUAUUCAGCGGAUCUGGGAGAAAUCUCAACAUAAAGAGUCAACAUGCCGAACAUGGAGCAGCAUUUGUUUAACCUGAAGUUUGCAGCCAAAGAGCUGCAGCGGAGCUCCAAAAAAUGUGACAAAGAGGAGAAAGCGGAGAAGGCAAAAGUUAAAAAGGCAAUUCAAAAGGGUAACAUGGAAGUCGCACGCAUUCAUGCUGAAAACGCCAUCAGGCAGAAGAACCAAUCUGUAAACUUUCUCAGGAUGAGUGCCAGAGUCGAUGCUGUAGCAGCAAGAGUUCAGACUGCAGUCACUAUGAACAAGGUCACUAAGUCCAUGGCCGGUGUGGUGAAAGGAAUGGAUGCAACUCUUAAGAGCAUGAACUUGGAGAAGAUAUCAUCCCUGAUGGAUAAAUUUGAGCGGCAGUUUGAAACACUGGAUGUUCAGACACAACAGAUGGAGGAUACCAUGAGCAGCACAACAACACUUACAACCCCACAGAGCCAAGUGGAUAACCUGAUGCAUGAGAUGGCAGAUGAAGCUGGGCUGGAGCUGAACAUGGAGCUUCCCCAGGGGCAAACUGGAACAGUGGCCAGCAGUGUGGCAUCCACAGAACAGGAUGAGCUUUCUCAGAGACUGGCCAAACUAAGAGACCAGAUUUGAGCAGAUCAGAGAGCGUGUGUGUGUGCGUGAGGGAAAGAGAGAGCUGUAUGUGGGUGUGUCUGUCUGUGUGCCAGUGUGUGUUUGAGAGAUACAUAUACUGUGUUAAAUGACUGUCAAAAGCCCUAAACUUCAUCAUGCUACAUAUUUAUGGGUCUUUGUUUUUAUCACAUUUGAACCCUGUGUCCACACAUGGCUGCAUUUUGUGAUUCAUGCACAUCAAACUCUCCUCCAUUCAGGAAUAUGUUUGUCCUCUCUAACAAAAUUUGCUUAAUUCCAAUAUUUGAGCUUCUAAAACGAGCAGUUUUUUUAUGUUUCCAAUGCCGGACAGCAAUGUCAGUACAUUUAGACCUGUCUGAUCUUCAGUGCAUGUCCACUUCCAGUCACACAGAUUUCUCUUUCUGCAAAUCAAAAAAAAUCUGUUAGCCUUAGUGUCAGCAUGCUGAUCACUGUUUUUGCAUAUAGUAUAGUUUAAUAGCUGUUUAAAACAGUGUGAAAAAACAGUGUGGACACAGGGACUUCAGAUCCAGCCAUACUGAGUGUAAUAGCUCCAUAGCCAAACACUAUGAUGGUAAAAUGUGUAUAUAUAUAUACUUACCUCAAAUAUUCCUUUCUCACUGAUUAGCACUUUAUCUUAAGCCUUCAUUUACACUGAUCAGCCAUAAUAUAAAAAAAAUACCUUCUGCCGAAGCCGUUCUAAACUAAUCAAAGAAAGAAAUCCACAAGAAGAUCUGAUGGCUGGCUUGUGGUUAGCAUGUUCACCUAUCAGCACUGGGGUUUUGGGUUCAAGUCCAUUCCUGGGUGGAUAUCGGGAGGCUACGUUGUAACUGUGUCCAGUUAGGUUACCUACAGGGACGUUUUUUUCCCCCAGUCUAAAAAUAUGGCGAUCAGGUUAAAAAGCUACUAGAAAUUGCCCUGGUGUAAGUAUGCAUGGUAUGUUAUGGAUUGGCAUUCCUCCUGGGGCAGUGUUUUUUGGUUGAGAAUAUGCUUCUAACCAGUAUGUGAUGGUUUGAGUGCUGGGUGUGAAGGAUUGUCAUUGAUCAUUGGGUUGUAGAAUGGCACUAAAUAAGUAAUAAUAAUAUUAUAAUAAUAAUAAUAACAAUAGUAAUAACAGUUAUUACUUAAUGUACUAGAACUAGUUGUUGUUUUUUAGUGAUUUUUGCAGGCUUAGCAUUUUUGGAUGAUGAUUCCUGUAGUGCAGCUCUGUGCAAAUAAAAAAAUAUUUAGAAUGAAAGGAUAUUAUUACUAGCUAAUGCAGAUAUAUUAUACAUGUAACAGUUGAAGACUGUAGAUAAAGUGCUACUCCAUUUUUUUCUCCUGACUGGGUGAGAAUGUAAUUCUUUAUUUUUGAAUUUUAGCUUCAAUAUAUGCAAUUUUUGGGUUAAUAAUGUUCUUCAAGGAUGCAUCAGAACUCUCUUCCUCCAACCUUCUGUCCAUCUGCUUUUCAUUUGUUACCUGCAGCACAGGCGUAUCUUAACAUUCAAGAAGUUAGAUGGUUAAGAUAUGGAAGCUUUAAGGUGUAAUCCCAAUUAUUUAUUUCUGUCUCUUAGAUUAGAUGAUCCACGGCUGCAGAUUAUGUUGUACUGUCUUGAUGUUUUGGUUUCAGACUUUGGGGAAACAUACUGUCUACUGACAAAGAAAAAGAAUUAAAAUAAAUAUUUUAUAACAUUUA